Rhinocladiella mackenziei CBS 650.93 is the source of this 927-nucleotide messenger RNA. RefSeq lists its product as uncharacterized. Lineage: Eukaryota; Fungi; Ascomycota; Eurotiomycetes; Chaetothyriales; Herpotrichiellaceae. The transcript has 2 exons. The coding region runs from base 1 to 927 and encodes 308 amino acids. The record is from RefSeq and is a predicted model, not a curated record.
AUGUAUCAAUCCGAAAACGGUUCUGAGGACGAAUUUGAGUACGAAUAUCAUGACACUGAGAAAGAGACAUUUCUCGUGGACAUUGAUCUCUCAUCCUUAAAUUCUGUGGUUCAGCCCAAUGUUCCUGGAGCCCCCAAGCCGGUGAUACCAGCCAAAAGAAUACAUGACAAUUCUGUUCCCCAGGCUCCUGACCGGGAUGACCAUUCUCCCGAUCCAGCCGAGCGCGCAGAGGAGGAAACUAGUCCGGCUCAGGCACCACCUGACACCCCUUCGCAGGAGGUGGAAGAUGACGACGAUGAUAGCGCACGGCCGUUUCCAUCACAGGUACAGAUUCUGGAUCUGAACACCACCAACCCGAUGAUUUCAUACAUGGAUCAAGUUUACAGCUGUACCUGGACCGACAUGGUUGGCACUAACAUGUUCUUUACCCAUCCGGGUUUGUUGGACACCAUCGAGAUUCUGCAAUCCACCGAUGACUAUGACUUGAUUGGCAUGUCACGAAUUAAACUCGUUGGCGACCGAGUCCAAGUGUCAAAGAAGAAGGGAUCUAAGAAAGCCGAUGUCGACGCUCCGGCUGAGCAUGACGAACCUCCAGAAGGCCGCAGUUUAGGGAACCUCAAUGGUACGAAUCCGGCGACAAACAUGCAAAUUAAGAAACAAGCGGCAUUUCUCGAGAAGCUCAUGGAUAUCAAGCAACAACGUGGAGGGAGCGAUAUUGUGAGGGUAUAUGUGGACGAAAAUACCGCACCGGGUGGAACUCCGAGAAUACAGGAUGCAAUGCAUGACGAAAUCGCCGAGCUAAAUCGAAAAGUGCUCAAAGGGGACGCUAGAGCUCUUGCAAGACUUCAAGGAAUCUAUUCUCAAUUAGAGGAUAGCGAUCACAGUCCCCAAGAGACGGAUCAGAGGCCCGAGGACGAGGUUAUAUGA